AUGAACCUCCCCACCCUAAUAGCCCUCCUAACAACCCUCACCCUCCACCUCACGACGACCACCACCGCAACACCCCUGUCAACCCGCAAUGUCCCCGGAAUCCUCAAAGAAUUCGCCCUAACCGGCGGAAACCUCAUCCUCCUUGACAAAGCGGUGAAACUCUACGAACCCAAAAAAGAAGACCAAGGCCUCGAACGCAAACAAACCAACGUCGAAGUAUCCCUGAUCAAAUCCAUGAAUGCUGUUCACGCCACACCACCGUUUAAGAAACAGGAGAGUUCUCUCGUGUCUAAUGUAGCUUGUAUUUUAUUUUCUUUCUGGAUUUAUAUUGGGUUUUUGGGAUGUCGGAGCUGA
Aspergillus oryzae RIB40 is the source of this 354-nucleotide messenger RNA. RefSeq lists its product as uncharacterized. Lineage: Eukaryota; Fungi; Ascomycota; Eurotiomycetes; Eurotiales; Aspergillaceae. The record is from RefSeq and is a predicted model, not a curated record. The transcript has 2 exons. Bases 1 to 354 code for a protein of 117 amino acids.